This is a messenger RNA of Acanthoscelides obtectus, 1194 nucleotides long. Lineage: Eukaryota; Metazoa; Arthropoda; Insecta; Coleoptera; Chrysomelidae. The record is from the annotation of a GenBank genome assembly.
AUAAAAUUGGCAACUAUGCGGAACAAGCGAGGUGUGCAAGUAGUUCGGUACGCAGAAUAGUACCUCGACAUCAGCGACAUCAGCCUUUGACAUUGGAAGAUUUCAGAAAAUAAUAAUAAAUUCAUCUGACUAUAAAAGAAAUACAUAGUUCAAUAGCUUCGGAGUGACAAUCCGGAUUGUUGUUGGGAUGUAAACAAAUCCCCGAGGCGAAAAUUUCGAGAUUGAAUUGAUUUCUUGACGGAGGAAGAUCUAGCGUGGGAUGGAAGCAACCGAGUUAUUUAUGAAAAUAUGUGGAUAUGAAUACUAAAAUUAUUACUCAUGGUGAACCAGGGGAAAUUACUAGGCAACACAAGAAGAAAUUGUCCAUAUCAGGUUCCCAAAUUGUUCAGUGACAUGGAAGAUGCUGACUACUAUAUACAGGCAGCCAAACGACUACAGAAGAAAAACAACGGACACAAAUUACAAAUUAUAGUUACUCCGCGGCACCCACGUGCCAUGUUUGCUGCUUCAAAUAAACAUGAUAAUAGUUGGUUUCUGUCAAACCUUCAUUUAAAUGAUAAUUUGUUGAUGCCUACAAAGGGAGCGCAAGACUACGAUAAGCUGUAUAAGCUAAGACCAUUUCCGAAUUGCCUGUCUAAAAAUUGCAUGACUCCUACAAAAGAAGUGUGCAUAGACGAGUCCAUGAUUAAAUUUAAAGGAAGGCAUUCACUAAAACAAUAUCUUCCCAAAAAGCCAAUCAAAAGAGGGUAUAAGGUCUGGAUACUGGCUAAUAAAAGUGGCUAUUGUCAAAAAUUUCAAAUAUAUACAGGAAAAUCAAAUGACGAAGAAAAAUGCUUGGGUGCUAGAGUGGUAAAAAACCUACUAGAAGGUAUGGAAGCAAAACACCAUAUAGUGUAUUUUGACAAUUUCUUCAAGAGUGUACCACUGUUAGAAUAUCUGAAAUCGAAAGAUAUCCACGCAUGUGGAACAGUCAACGUGAAAAGGAAAUUUCUUCCUAUUUUCAAUCCAGAUACGUCCUUUAAACGUGGCGAAUCUCAAAUCUUCAUUUCUAACACAGACGUUGUUGCUAUAAAAUGGCGAGACAAACGAAGUGUCCACUUGCUAUCUAAUUUUCACAAUCCCACCACUGUUGCCGAGGUUGACAGGCGAGAAAGACUGGAGCCAUUUGUAAGGUUUCUUGUCCAGCUGCUUUAA